AAAUCAACUUGCAAAUAUUUGUUGCAAAUGCAUUUGAAUGCGGUUUGUUGAGGUUAAUUUACAAUCUCAAAGUUGUAAACAUUUUUUAGUUAUUUACUUCGCUUUAAAUAAUAGGAGUAUAUAUAUUAAAGUGUACUUUGCAAUAUAAUCUACUUUGAUAAUUUUUAAAAGUAAUAACUUUUAUGGGCUGUAUUUAAAUUGCUAAAAAAAAGCAAGAAUUAUUCAAGAUUAUUGAUAUUCCAUUAUUACAAUCAUUCCAGUAGUAAUAUUGUAUUAUUGAUUAAUAAAUAAUAAAAAAAAUGGAUGAAGUUCAAGAUUCUAAAGAAACAUCAUCGAAUGCUUCAAAAGUAAUUGAAGAUGAUAAAAUGAGUCAUGAAUCAAAAGCUGUUAGUUCAUUAAAUGUUGAAGUCCCGCCAAAUUCCAAUGAUACUAAACAAGUUUUUCUAUUCACUUCAAUGCCUCCAAAAACUUUUCUGAGAGAAGUGCCUAAAAACAAGAGACCUCAUGAUGAUAUUGAAGAGUUUGAUACUGAUGAGGAAGAAGCUAAUGACGAUGUAAAACAACCAAAAAUAGGUGAUGCUGUCUCUGCUGAUUAUUCAAAACAUUUAAGUUACGAAGGAGACUUAUGCAUUUAUACUGAUCCGGAAACUAAAAAACAGUCAAUCUGGGAUGCCGAUAAAAAUGCUUGGAUUUCAAGAGAUGUAGAGAAAAAAGAUGAGUCAAGUAAAGAUGAAGAUCCAAUGAAAAAUUAUGAGUUUGAUGGAAAAAACUAUGUAUAUACUGAUAGUGCAACAAACGUAACAUAUAAAUUUGAUCAAGAGAAAAAUGAAUGGUUAGUUAAAGAGAAAAGUUCUGAUCCUGAUGCAGCAGGUGGAAUCUAUGGAUUUGAAAAUGAUACUCAUACAUAUACUGAUCCUGGUGAUGGAUCCGUAUAUUUUUGGGAUAAAGAGAAGAAUGCAUGGUUUCCAAAGAUUGAUGAUGACUUCAUGGCAAGAUAUCAAAUGAGUUAUGGAUUCACAGAUUCAAACACUGAGGUAAAAACAUCAGCAGCAUCACCUAAUCCAAAAGCUGAUGCUAAGACUGAGAAAGAGAGAAAAAAACUUGAAGCAAGUAAAAAAUCUGCGGAGCCUCCAGCGUGGUUUGAAAUAGAUGAAGCUCACAAUACAGCAAUUUAUAUUUCCGGUCUUCCGUUGGACGUAACUAUGGAUGAACUAGUUGAGCUAGUUGGAAAAUGUGGUCUUGUUGCUCGAGAUGACAAGAAUAAAGAUAAGAUCAAGCUCUACAAAGACUCAGACGGGAAUCCUAAAGGCGAUGCGCUAUGUACUUAUAUCAAGGUGGAAUCUGUUGAGCUUGCUUUGAAAGUUCUAGAUGGUUCGCAACUCCGAGGAAAGACACUUUCAGUUCAACGUGCUAAGUUUCAGCUUAAGGGCCAAUAUGAUCCAGCAUUGAAACCAAAGAGAAGGAAAAAGGAUAAAGAAAGGCAGAAGAAAAUUCAAGAAAAGCUAUUUGAUUGGAGACCAGAACGUUUACCAGGUGAACCUCUUAAGUGCGAGCGAGUCGUCAUUAUCAAAAAUUUGUUCACUCCUGAGGAUUUUGACAAAGAAGUCACUCUUAUUCUGGAGUACCAACAGGAUAUUCGUUCUGAAUGCGCCAAGUGUGGUGACGUCAAGAAGGUUACGAUCUAUGACAGACAUCCUGAAGGUGUUGCCCAAGUUACAUUUAGUAAUCCUGAUGAGGCUCAAGCAUGUAUUCAGCUCCUAAAUGGACGUUGGUUUGGUCAGAGAAAAAUUACCGCCGAAAUAUGGGACGGAAAAACUAAAUACAAAAUUCAUGAAACAGACGCUGAAAUUGAAGCUCGUUUAGACAAAUGGGAUAAAUUUUUGGAAGAACAAGACGAUAAAAAGAAUGAAUCAGCAAAAACAUAAUAUCAAUAAGUCAUAUUAAUUAGUUAUUGAAUUAUGUCUAUUAUUACAAUAUAAUUUCUGUAUAAAAUAUAGAAUAAUUCAUUUUGCUUUUGAGGUUUACUCAACUUUAAUCUUUAUAUCUUUAAAUAAUUGAAACUCUUUUAAAUUCAUACCACGAUCAUUAUAAGUUCUGAAUGUCUCUAUGAAAUAAAAAGGUUGUAGAAAUGGAUAUAAAGUUGAUGUAAAAAAGUUUUGACAAAAAUUGAAGGACGAUUUAGAGCAAGUUGGUGGACUUGAA
This is a messenger RNA of Chelonus insularis, 2202 nucleotides long. RefSeq names its product RRM1_TatSF1_like and RRM2_TatSF1_like domain-containing protein barc (gene barc). Lineage: Eukaryota; Metazoa; Arthropoda; Insecta; Hymenoptera; Braconidae. Gene Ontology annotation, cellular component: U2 snRNP; U2-type spliceosomal complex. Gene Ontology annotation, molecular function: RNA binding. The record is from RefSeq and is a predicted model, not a curated record. The transcript has 7 exons. Bases 300 to 1925 code for a protein of 541 amino acids. Gene Ontology annotation, biological process: mRNA splicing, via spliceosome.